UCCAUCCCAUGCAUCUCUCUCUCUCUCUCUCUCUCUCUCUCUCUCUCUCUCUCUCUCUCUCUCUCUCUCUCUCUAUAAAUACCAACCCACCAUUCCAUACUUCCCAUAAGUCUCAUCAACACACAAGCAUUCAAAGCGAUCCUAGUUACUCCCAAGUCUUUCCUCAUAUAUAUAUAUAUUUUUUCCCCAAUGGCAUCUUCCUCUGUUACACCACUUCUCCUUCUAGUUUCAAUUCUGAUAUGUUCCAUAGUAGCUACCUCUGCUGGUAAUUUCUACCAAGACUUUGACAUCACAUGGGGCGAUGGCCGCGCUAAGAUACUCAACAACGGCGACCUCCUCACUCUCUCACUUGACAAAACCUCCGGCUCCGGAUUUCAGUCCAAGGAUCAGUACCUCUUUGGGAAAAUCGAUAUGCAACUCAAGCUUGUCCCCGGAAACUCUGCUGGCACUGUCACCGCUUAUUAUUUAUCAUCACAGGGGCCAACACAUGACGAGAUAGACUUUGAGUUCUUGGGGAAUUUGAGCGGUGAUCCUUACAUUCUUCACACCAAUGUGUUUAGUCAAGGAAAGGGCAACAGAGAGCAACAAUUCUACUUAUGGUUCGACCCAACUGCCGAUUUCCACACCUAUUCCAUCCUUUGGAACCCCCAACGCAUCAUAUUUUCAGUCGAUGGCACCCCAAUCCGACAAUUCAAAAACUCAGAAUCGAUCGGUGUCCCUUACCCGAAGAACCAACCAAUGAGAAUCUACUCCAGUCUAUGGAACGCCGAUGAUUGGGCAACAAGGGGUGGCCUAGUGAAAACUGACUGGACAAGAGCUCCCUUCACUGCUUCCUACAGAAACUUCAACGCCAACACUUGUGUUAUAUCGUCCUCUGGAGUCUCUUCUUGCACUUCAAGUUCUAGCAGCGGGAAUGGCAACGCGUGGAUGGAAGAACAGUUGGAUUCAACUAGUCAAGAGAGGAUGAAAUGGGUGCAAAAGAAUUACAUGAUUUACAAUUACUGUUCGGAUUCGAAGCGGUUUCCGCAGGGCCUCCCUCCGGAAUGUGCUGCUACUUAGAAUUGUUGUUUAGGUGUUAUUCAGAUUCAAUUCUUUUGAUUCUUUGAACUUCAAAUUGUAUACCUUAUGCAAUUAAAUUCAUAAGUAUGUGAGCAUGUUUUAAACAA
Messenger RNA from Rhododendron vialii, 1166 nucleotides. Its product is annotated as xyloglucan endotransglucosylase protein 1-like. The record is from RefSeq and is a predicted model, not a curated record. The transcript has 3 exons. Gene Ontology annotation, cellular component: apoplast; cell wall. NCBI's taxonomy places the organism in Eukaryota, Viridiplantae, Streptophyta, Magnoliopsida, Ericales, Ericaceae. Gene Ontology annotation, biological process: cell wall biogenesis; xyloglucan metabolic process. Gene Ontology annotation, molecular function: hydrolase activity, hydrolyzing O-glycosyl compounds; xyloglucan:xyloglucosyl transferase activity. The coding region runs from base 190 to 1059 and encodes 289 amino acids.